ACUCUUGGAAAGCUGGGAGCGAACGGUGGGGCCGGGCAGGAGCAGGUCGAACCGUCCGGGUCUGUUCGUCUCCACUGGAUAAAUUUUGCAACUGCGGAGGAAUUAAAUCCGAUUUUCUUGUUGUUGUUGUUUUUUUUUUAAUUUUUCUUUUUUUUUUUCCCACCCCCUACCCCAAGAUUUUUUUUUUCUUCUUUUUUUUCUUUUUGAGAACGAGAGGGAAGGCAGAGCCGCGCUUCUCUCCCCCCUCUCUUUUCACGCGCUCGAUCUUUUUUAUUUUUAUUUUUGUUUCCCUUGGGGUAGAGGUGCACGCGAGGAGGAAAAAAAAAAAAAAGUAAAGGACUAUGUUUGCUUCGUGGCUGACUUUCGCCGUGCUCUGGGGAACUUUCUGUGCAGGGCCAGGCCACGGGGAGGCAGAGACAAGGGAGUGCAUCUACUACAAUGCCAACUGGGAGCUGGAGAAGACCAACCAGAGCGGCGUGGAGCGCUGCGAGGGGGAGAAGGACAAGCGGCUGCACUGCUACGCCUCCUGGAGAAACAACUCAGGCUCCAUCGAGCUGGUGAAGAAAGGCUGCUGGCUGGAUGACUUCAACUGCUAUGACAGGCAGGAGUGCGUGGCCACAGAAGAAAACCCUCAGGUGUUUUUCUGCUGCUGCGAGGGCAACUAUUGCAAUGAGAAAUUUACCCACUUGCCUGAAGUCACCGGCCCAGAAGUCAUCUACGAGCCGCCGCCCCCGACGCCGUCGCUGCUGAACAUCCUGGUGUACUCGCUGCUGCCCAUCGCCGUGCUGUCCAUGGCCAUCCUGCUGGCCUUCUGGAUGUACCGGCACCGCAAGCCUCCCUACGGCCACGUGGACAUCAUUGAGGAUCCUGGCCCACCACCCCCUUCUCCCCUGGUUGGCCUAAAGCCCCUGCAGCUCUUGGAGAUCAAGGCAAGGGGACGCUUUGGCUGCGUGUGGAAGGCUCAGCUGAUGAACGACUAUGUAGCAGUGAAAAUCUUCCCCAUUCAGGAUAAGCAAUCUUGGCAGAGUGAGAGGGAGAUUUUCAACACUCCUGGCAUGAAGCAUGAAAACCUUUUGCAAUUUAUCGCAGCAGAGAAAAGGGGGACAAACCUGGAGACAGAGCUCUGGCUGAUCACAGCUUUCCAUGACAAGGGUUCUCUGACAGAUUACCUGAAGGGCAACAUCAUCAGCUGGAAUGAGCUCUGCCAUGUUGCAGAAACAAUGGCCCGUGGCUUGUCCUACCUUCAUGAAGAUGUCCCCUGGUGCAAAGGUGAAGGACACAAACCUGCCAUAGCACACAGGGACUUCAAGAGUAAAAAUGUCUUGCUGAAGAAUGACCUGACAGCUGUGCUAGCUGAUUUUGGACUGGCUGUACGGUUUGAACCUGGAAAGCCUCCAGGGGACACUCAUGGACAGGUGGGAACAAGGAGGUACAUGGCUCCUGAAGUGUUGGAGGGAGCAAUCAACUUCCAACGAGACGCCUUCCUGAGGAUAGACAUGUAUGCAAUGGGACUGGUGUUGUGGGAGCUAGUCUCCAGGUGUAGAGCAGUUGAUGGUCCAGUGGAUGAAUACAUGCUGCCUUUUGAAGAAGAAAUAGGUCAGCACCCAUCCCUGGAGGACCUGCAAGAAGUGGUGGUUCACAAGAAGAUGCGCCCCGCGUUCAAGGAUCACUGGCUAAAACAUCCCGGCCUGGCGCAGCUCUGCGUGACCAUUGAAGAGUGCUGGGACCACGACGCGGAGGCGCGGCUCUCGGCCGGCUGCGUCGAGGAGCGCAUCGCGCAGAUCCGCAAAUCCGUCAACGGCACUACCUCGGACUGCCUCGUCUCCAUCGUGACGUCCGUCACCAACGUGGACUUGCCACCCAAAGAGUCUAGUAUCUGAGUGCUGGGUCCUGGUUCACUUUUGUCUUUCCAGACUCAGCGGAUUUAAAAACAAACAAACAAAAAAACGACAAGGAAAAGAGUUUAAAGAAAAAAAAAAGUACAAAAAAAAAACAAAAUCACAAAAAUUCAACAAACCCAUGAAUGCAGCUGCUAUUUUAUCUUGACUUUUUAUUAUUAUUGUUAUUAUUAUUAUUAUUUUUUUGGAUUGGAUCAAUUUUACCAGCACAUUGCUCUACUGUAUUAAAAAAAAUGGACAUUUCAGCAAGCAUUCAGGUGCCGACUAAUGAAUGCAGAAAAGGUGCAGGUACCUCAGAACCUCAACAAACUCACUUCAGUUGUUUUUAUUUUAUUCAGUUUUCUGGGUUUCUCUUUAUCAGUUUGUCUUCUGAGCAGAGCAUCUGUGACAUAAAGGAAAACCACCUACCACCUUCGAAAACGCAAUGCUGCAAACUGUGGAGGAAACUUAAGACUGUUAUGUAAAGAAUACACCUUCCUCAAAAGCAUUUUUUCCCCAUGUUGGUUUUGGGUUCAGUUCCUUUUUUAUUUUUUUAAUUUUUUUUUUUUUUUGGAAGUGAGCUUCAGAAAAAAACAGCAGAUGUGUCUUUUACGGAUCUAACGGGUGUCAUUGUAACAUGGGAAAAAAAAAGUAACUGGGCAGAGAAUGUUAAUUCUUGAUGGUAUAAUUGAAGGGGGGAGCGUAGAAUAGGGGUGGGGAGAGUGACGUUGGACUUGGCAGCAUUUGGGGAAACAUCAUUUGCUAUGGAGCUACUUCUCAGGUAACCAUUAGAGGAGGGGAAGGACAUUUCUGGGCAGAGUAUUUACGGCUGCAGCGUAUGGAGAAAGCGGAGUUAAAGAGGCAGUGGUUGGAAGACAGGCACUUGUUUCUUCCUCCAGAGUCUGGGGUUGGGUGGUAAAAGAACAAAACAGGACUAUAACUUUUAUUUUUCAGUUCCAGGUAGUAGUAGGAAGGAUGCUUUCAAUGCCAUCAGGACAGGUGGGGAAGUGUGAUUUCAGAAGCACUUUGGUAAAAUACUGGAAGAUGAGAAAAUUUUUGCAUCUCAUUUUAAGCGUGAGUCAGCUGAGACAAUUUGGCCUUGGGUUGAUUAUCUUUCAGCCCAAGCUAAUGGCGCAGAUGGUGGAAAGAGGAAAAGGGUGAACGCUGGUUAUAUAAAUUUUUUUUCUUUAUUAAUUUGGGACUGGGGGAGUGAAUGGUGGCAGCUGGCUCCUGUAGCAUCUGAGAGCUGCCUGGCUGCAGGGAGCUGAGGCAGCUCAGCAGCAGCAGUGAUUCCCACAGCACCUCUCCCACUGGUUUCUUUGACGCUGCUUUCUCCUUACUCUGUGAUGAAAAUCUUUUGUCUUAAAGUGGUGCAUAUUCAAAAAUACCGUUACUCUUAUUAUGCCAUAAACUCGCUCUAGUCAGUGAAUGUUCCUAA
Molecule: messenger RNA, 3315 nt
Organism: Melozone crissalis (California towhee)
Lineage: Eukaryota; Metazoa; Chordata; Aves; Passeriformes; Passerellidae
Gene: ACVR2B
Product: activin A receptor type 2B
Exons: 11
Coding region: 342-1880 (512 amino acids)
Biological process (GO): activin receptor signaling pathway; cellular response to growth factor stimulus; protein phosphorylation
Cellular component (GO): activin receptor complex; plasma membrane
Molecular function (GO): activin binding; ATP binding; activin receptor activity
Source: RefSeq, a predicted model, not a curated record